Molecule: messenger RNA, 530 nt
Organism: Plectropomus leopardus (leopard coralgrouper)
Lineage: Eukaryota; Metazoa; Chordata; Actinopteri; Perciformes; Serranidae
Source: RefSeq, a predicted model, not a curated record
GUCGGCAUCACCGUCCUCAACCUGUGUGCUCUGAGUGUGGACAGGUACCGUGCGGUGGCGUCCUGGUCCCGGGUGCAGGGCAUCGGUGUUCCCACGGUAACGGCGAUGGAGAUCGUGGUGAUCUGGCUGCUGUCGAUCCUGCUGGCCGUGCCGGAGGCCAUCGGCUUCAACAUGGUGACCUUCGACUACAAGAACGUGACAUUCAGGACCUGCAUGCUGCAGGCGGAGACGCCCUUCAUGACUUUCUACCGGGAUGCAAAGGACUGGUGGCUGUUUGGGUUUUAUUUCUGCGUCCCUGUGGUCUGCUCUGCUGUUUUCUACGGACUGAUGACCUGCGAGAUGCUCAGACACCAGAAAGGAAGUCUGAGGAUCGCUCUGAGUGAACACCUGAAACAGCGUCGAGAAGUCGCCAAAGCCGUGUUCUCGCUGGUGUUGAUCUUCGCUCUGUGCUGGUUUCCUCUUCACCUGAGUCGCCUGCUGAAGAAGACCGUCUACAAAUCCCACGAUGCACACCGCUGCGAGCUGUUAAA